Messenger RNA from Girardinichthys multiradiatus, 5580 nucleotides. RefSeq names its product MDS1 and EVI1 complex locus (gene mecom). Lineage: Eukaryota; Metazoa; Chordata; Actinopteri; Cyprinodontiformes; Goodeidae. Gene Ontology annotation, cellular component: nucleus. The record is from RefSeq and is a predicted model, not a curated record. The transcript is spliced from 18 exons. Gene Ontology annotation, molecular function: RNA polymerase II cis-regulatory region sequence-specific DNA binding; DNA-binding transcription activator activity, RNA polymerase II-specific. Bases 22 to 3969 code for a protein of 1315 amino acids. Gene Ontology annotation, biological process: regulation of transcription by RNA polymerase II.
GGCAGAUUCCGCGCUGUGCGCAUGUGCGAAGGUGUCCAGACUGACAAUGCUGGAGAGAUAGUGCGUUUGGACCGAGAAACCCAGAGAAAAGGGGGGACAGAGAAAAAUCAAAAAAGAAGGAGGACAAAAAAGAAAAAAAGAUUCAAGAAAACAUCCAAACAAAACCCACGCGCAGAGACUGGCACCAUGAGGUCCAAAGGCAGGGCGCGGAAACUGGCCACGAGUGAUGGUAAGGAUGACUUUGCCCUCUAUCCAAGCAACAUCUUAGACAAUGUAUGUGGCUCCAAUGGCAAUCCCACACCUUCUUCAGCCCUGGCAGAUGACCCGUUGUCUGAUGACGAGUCUUCACCUCGGUCACUUCAACAAGCAAGCAUCUUUUUCCCUCAAGGCAAUUUAACCAUUCCUCUGGGCUUUGAACUGAGAGAGUCGGUGGUUCCAGGUGCAAGUCUAGGCAUCUGGAGUCGCAGGAAGGUUAACAUAGGUGAAAGCUUUGGACCAUAUGAGGGAGAGAUCACGCCUUGUCUCCAAGACCCCACUCAGAGUUGGGAGAUCUUGGACGGGUCAGGCCAUGUAAAGUUCUGUGUGGAUGCCAGCAAACCAGAUGCAGGGAGCUGGCUGAAGCACAUUCAGUUCGCCCCUGCGGCCACGCAGCAUAACCUGAGAGCGUGCCAGAUUGAUGAUCAGAUCUUCUACAAAGUAACCAGAGAGAUUUUUCCUGACGAGGAGCUGCUACUUUUAAUGAAGGCUGAAGAGUAUUUCUGUGACACAAUGGCUCCUGAUAUUCAUGAGGAGAGGCAGUACCGCUGUGAUGACUGUGACCAGCACUUUGAGUCCCGCAACCAGCUGCUGGACCACCAGAAGGAGCCGUGUGGGAUGCCCCCCUCUGUCUUCUUCAACCCAGGAGGGGAUGGUGACCUGACAGCUCAAGAACCUCAAGAUUUGCAGCCCCUUCCCAUGUCUCAUGGCCUGCAUGAGUGUAAGGAGUGUGACCAGGUCUUCCCUGAUGUCCAGAGUCUGGAGAACCACAGUCAGUCACACUCUGAGGAGAGGGAAUACAAGUGUGAUCAGUGUCCCAAGGCUUUUAACUGGAAGUCAAACCUGAUCCGACAUCAAAUGUCGCAUGACAGCGGCAAGCACUAUGAAUGUGAAAACUGCUCAAAGCAGGUGUUCACAGACCCCAGUAACCUGCAGAGGCACAUUCGCUCUCAACAUGUCGGAGCUCGGGCCCAUGCCUGCUCCGACUGCGGCAAGACGUUUGCAACGUCUUCGGGCCUCAAGCAGCAUAAGCACAUUCACAGCAGUGUCAAGCCCUUCAUGUGUAAGUCACUAAGACCCUACCUGUGUGAGGUAUGCCACAAGUCAUAUACCCAGUUCUCUAACCUUUGCCGGCACAAACGCAUGCACGCUGACUGUCGCACACAGAUCAAAUGCAAGGACUGCGGGCAAAUGUUCAGCACCACCUCGUCCCUCAACAAGCAUCGGCGCUUCUGUGAAGGAAAGAAUCAUUUCACAGCAGGGGGGUUGUUUGCGCAGGGUUUGCCACUCCCUGGCACCCCUGGCUUAGACAAAUCAGCUCUCACGCUCGGUCACAGCAGCGCUGGACUUGCUGAUUACUUCGGGGCAAGUCGCCACCACAGCGGGCUUACUUUUCCUGCAGCCCCAGCAUUUCCUUUCAGCUUCCCUGGCCUGUUUCCUUCUGGACUAUAUCACCGGCCUCCGCUCAUCCCUGCCACCUCCUCUCCUGUAAGACAGACAGUCCAUGCACCCAUUGCAGGGCCUCGUGCAGAGCUAAGUAAAAGUCCUUUGCUUCCUCCAAGCCCUGGCACUCUUGAGUCUCAAGAGCUGCUAAAAGCUCUCCGCAAAAAUGGCUGUUCUCCUGGAAACGACACACAAGACUCAGAACUCCACAAUCAAGGUUCCUCAGUGUCCUCAAAGCAGCAGAAUAAGCAGAGUGAUCAGUCUGAAAGCAGCGACGUGGAUGACGUUAGCACACCAAGUGGAAGUGAUCUAGAGAGCACAACGGGCUCUGACCUUGAAAGCGACAUGGACAGUGAAAGGGAGAGGGUAGCUGCUCGAGAAAACAGCAAAGGCUCCAGGAGAAAGCCCACCGAGAGAGGCUCUCAAAGCCCCAGCUUGAUGAGUAGCAGUACUGCUAAAGACUUUCCAGGCCAAUCCCUUAUACAGUCCUCACUAGAGGAGCACACGGCUGUAACAGGGGCUGUAAAUGACUCUAUUAAGGCCAUUGCUUCUAUUGCAGAGAAAUAUUUUGGCUCAGCAGGGCUGGCUGGCUUGCAGGACAAGAAGGUUGGGUCUCUGCCCUACCCCUCUAUGUUUCCACUGCCUUUCUUCCCAGCUUUCUCUCCACCAGUUUACCCCUUGCCAGACAGGGACCUCAGACCAACAAGUGUUAAGGGUGAGCCACAGUCGCCAGGAGAUGACUGCAAGAAGGCUCAAAGCAAGUCAUCUGAGUCACCAUUUGACCUCACUACAAAAAGAAAACAGGGCAAGUUGUCCCUAUUUGUUGCCUCCAAACCUGAGGUCUCAAAUGUGACUGGUCAGGACCAGCCACUCGAUCUAAGCCUGGGGUCCAGGGGCAGAGGACGCAUUCCAAGUCAGGAGGAGGCUAAAAAGAACAAAAGCUAUGAAGAGGAGAAGAGAGCAGUGGAAGUUCCUAAAGCAGACACUUCUUUACAACAUGCUAGGCCCACCCCUUUUUUCAUGGACCCUAUCUACAGCAGGGUUGAGAAGAGGAGAAUGAGCGAUCCGUUUGAGACUCUGAAAGAAAAGUACAUUCGGCCAAAUCCAGGCUUCCUUUUCCAUCCACAAUUUCGUUUGCCAGAUCAGAGAACUUGGAUGACGGCCAUCGAGAGCAUGGCAGAAAAGCUGGAGACAUUCAGCUCCUUAAAGCCAGAGGCUGGAGAACUGCUGCGCUCCGUCCCGUCCAUGUUCGACUUCAGAGCUCCACCCUCUGCACUUCCAGAGACGCUGCUGCGCAAGGGCAAGGAGCGCUACACCUGCAGAUACUGUGGGAAAAUAUUCCCUCGAUCUGCCAACCUGACUCGUCAUCUCAGGACUCAUACAGGAGAGCAACCAUACAGGUGUAAAUACUGUGAUCGCUCCUUCAGCAUCUCCUCCAACCUGCAGCGGCACAUUCGCAACAUUCACAACAAGGAGAAACCCUUCAAGUGUCAUCUGUGCGACCGCUGCUUCGGCCAACAGACCAACCUGGACCGCCACCUCAAAAAGCAUGAAACCGGCCACCUGUCAGGAACUGCAAUGUCAUCCCCGCAGUCUGAGUUGGACAGCAGCAGUGCCAUACUGGAUGACAAAGAAGACUCAUAUUUUAAUGAAAUAAGAAAUUUCAUCACCAGCACAAGUCAGAACCAGGCAUCACCAGACCUCUCUGAGGAAGGGCUAAAUGGAGGCCUGCUCGAGGAGAGGAAAACACUCAUGGCCAGCCAUGGGUCACAUGACCUGGAAGAUGAAGAAGCAGAAGACCUGGAUGCUGAGGAAGAAGAAGCAGAAGAGCCAUCCAACAGUCCCGAGAAGGGGGAAGUGAAGGUGCAUCCUGACAGCCUUGGUGACGAUGAAAUGGAUUUCAGUGAGCCCAGCAACUUAAACCUCAGCUGCAAAACCUCUCCAAGGAGGUACACACAUGAGGAGGAACAGAACAGCUUCUCAGCUUUGGAACACAUCCAUCGCUUUACUGACCUCCGCAAAAUGGAGGAGAGCGAGCUGAGUGAUGGAGAUGGAGAUGAGGACGAUGGAUCCUUCGGUUCUCCAUCACUUGCUGAGGCAGUCAAGCAGCCACUCUUUAGGAAAUCCAAGUCUCAGGCGUAUGCCAUGAUGUUGUCUCUGGCCGAAAAGGACUCUCUCCACUCAGCCCCCCACACCCCGGCCACCAUGUGGCACAGCCUGGCACGGGCUGCUGCUGAAUCCAGCGCCAUCCAGUCCCUUAGCCACGUAUGAUGACGCCAAUACCAUUGCAUUCCACCACCACUGACCUACUAAUGGCAGUGGGAGUCCGCCAUAGAGGCUAUCAGCGGGUCCCUAACUGCUGAGCAGAACCACGGCCCAUCUGACUGCCUUGAACACAAAGCUGGGUCACUGUCCACAAAAAAACCCUUUGGCAGACACAAAAAACUAAAAUGAUUUUUUUACAUUAACACCAACUAAGUUGCGGUUAAAAAAAAUAGUAAUAAAGUAAUAAAAUCUGUAUUUAUUCUUCCAAGUUUUUCUGUUUUGCACAGCAAAGGCAGCUGAUGCAGUUGAGUAAGAUGAAUGUGCUGGUGUGUCAUUCUUUGAGCACAUACAAGGCAAGGGGAACGUUCUUGAGAGUUGGUUUCAGCAAUGCAUGUUUCGUUGCGUGUAAAGCAUAGGAGAAAGAACACAAGUCCAGUUAAACUUCCAAGGAGAUCCACAGAUGUUCAACUUUUCAGAUGAAAGCUGCUCCUUGUAAAGACAUCGAGAUCAGCGCUUGAAUAUUGACAAAUAUUUUACAAGAAAUACAAGAAAAUGAGUUCAACUGAAAUGAGGCCAGUUUCCUGUUUGUGUGUUCAUGACUGAGUGUGUCUGUACAAUCACAGCACUGUAUACAAGUUGCAAGCAGCGCUCCAUCCUGCCCACCUGCGCUAUAUGUGAACAGAUAUAAAUAGAUUGUCUUUUUGUGUAAGAGAAGAAAACAAUGUCUUUUUUAGUUUGUUUUUUUAUUGGUUUUGUUAUUUACUGAGAUAAGUAGGCAGCGUGGACAAUAAUUGUCAUUCUGAAAAGGGCAUAUGUCUUUUUCAGAAAUUCUUGAAACCAUCCUAUCCAACCAACAAUACCACUAAAUAGUCUGAAUGCUAUUUGUUAGCAACUCCAUUCUCAUGAGUCUUUCAUUUUUUAGACAAUCAUUUGUUUUGUUUUUUAUUUGGUUGGUGUUGUUGUUGUUACUUGCUGUUGUAUUUUUGAGAAUUGUAUUUAUUUCUUGGCAAACUGUAGUUUGUUUACUGAAUAGCACUGCUCUUAGCCCAGGCGAAUGAGGGAGAUUCCCAUCCCGGGCCAAUCCCGAUCCAUAGUCGAGGGGUUUGUAGAUUACGUUUGAUUGCCAGAUAGUAUUAAACAUGCAGUUCAAUCCUUACUCUACUAAUUAAACCAGUCAAUGAAUAGAUUUUGUUUAGGUUUUUUUAUGAUUCAAUUGUAAAAAAAAACAAGAAAACAGAAAUCAUAAGUGGUUUAAAGGAUGAUCAAUGAAAAUAAGUCAGGUUUAGUUUGAUCCGAAGCGCAUGGUUGUUCUGUAGAGAUCUCUAUCUGACAUUUUCUAUGAUUGUCUGCAAAGCUUGUGUGAUGUUCGGUUCAUGUUAAUUAAUCCCUUGUGCCAAACUUAUGAUAAAUAACAAAAUACUUUUGUUUAUUCUCCCGUUUUGAGGGAUCAGACUUCCUGUUUGUUUUCGUGUUUUUUUGUUUGUUUAUAAUCGAUUUUAAAAAUUAAUCAGCAAGUUGAGGUACUUUGUUUUAAUGCUUUCUACAAUGUAACUGUUAUGCAUUUCAAUUCAAUACUGUGGGAGGAACAACUAAGAAAAUAAAACAAUACAAUGUGGA